GUAAGAUCGGAGGUGGUAGUAAGACUGUGUUAACAGCCACACAUGAUCCUCUAUUUCUUUUUCUUCCCACUCAAUUUAUUUCUCAAUAAGAAGAGAUCGGAGAAGAAUUAAAAGACGAUCGAUAAUAGAGGUAGAGAUCGAUUACAACAAUGGAUGAAGAGUACGAUGUGAUUGUUCUUGGGACUGGUCUCAAGGAGUGUAUCCUUAGUGGUCUCCUCUCUGUCGAUGGCCUCAAGGUACUGCAUAUGGAUAGAAACGACUACUAUGGAGGAGAAUCAACCUCUCUUAACCUCACCCAGCUAUGGAAGCGUUUCAGGGGAAGUGACACUCCUCAAGAAAAUCUUGGAGCUAGCAGAGAAUACAAUGUCGAUAUGAUCCCAAAGGUCCAUAUAUAUAAAUGCAUCUUUAUACGUGAAUGUAUAUAAAUGUGAAUAGAUUAAUGGUGAAUAUGGUUUCUUGAUCUGCAGUUCAUAAUGGCCAAUGGACUCCUUGUUCAAACCCUAAUCCACACAGAUGUCACCAAGUAUCUUAACUUCAAAGCCGUCGAUGGUAGCUUCGUGUACAAGAAGGGCAAGAUCUAUAAAGUCCCGGCCACUGAUGUGGAAGCCCUGAAAUCACCAUUGAUGGGUCUGUUCGAGAAGCGACGUGCCAGAAAGUUCUUCAUCUAUGUGCAAGAUUACGAUGAGAAGGAUCCUAAGUCUCAUGAAGGACUUGACCUUAGCAAAGUCACUGCUAGAGAGAUCAUCUCGAAGUAUGGACUUGAAGAUGAUACGAUCGACUUCAUAGGGCAUGCCUUAGCGCUUCACAAUGACGAUGACUACUUGGAUCAACCCGCCAUUGAUUUUGUCAAGAGAAUUAAGCUCUACGCGGAAUCUUUGGCUCGAUUCCAAGGAGGAUCUCCUUACAUAUACCCAUUGUACGGUCUUGGAGAGUUGCCACAGGCUUUUGCGCGUUUGAGCGCUGUGUACGGUGGGACUUACAUGCUCAACAAGCCUGAAUGCAAGGUUGAGUUUGAUAGCUCCGGAAAAGCUACUGGUGUCACUUCUGCUGGAGAAACUGCUAAAUGCAAGAAAGUUGUCUGUGAUCCUUCUUACUUGUCUGACAAGGUUAAGAAAGUUGGGAAAGUGACUCGAGCGGUAUGUAUAAUGAGCCAUCCUAUUCCAGACACCAAUGAUGCUCAUUCGGUCCAGAUCAUUCUUCCUCAGAAGCAACUCGGUCGCAAAUCAGACAUGUACCUGUUCUGUUGCUCAUACGCUCACAAUGUGGCACCAAAGGGCAAAUACAUAGCUUUUGUCUCUGCAGAAGCUGAAACUGACAAUCCAGAGGAAGAGCUUAAACCUGGAAUCGAAUUGCUUGGACCUAUUGACGAGAUCUUCUAUCAUUCUUAUGACACAUACGUUCCGACCAAUAAUCAAGAAGAAGAUAACUGCUUCAUCUCUGCUACUUAUGAUGCAACAACACAUUUCGAGAGUACAGUUUUUGAUGUGCUUGAGAUGUACACCAAGAUCACUGGAAAGACUCUUGAUCUGUCUGUGGACUUAAGUGCUGCAAGUGCUGCUGCGGAAACUUGAUAACUUUUCGUUUCUUAAAUUGCAAGUGACUGUUUCUUAUUUUUUAUUGGAUAUUUACAAUACAGUUCAAACUUCAAAGUAACAGAAGUUUACCUUUUUGUUCAUCUUACUUAUAACACUGGUUGGUUUUGCUAUAAUUUGUGCUAUUUAAGUAUUUACACAGUAUUACGAGCCUUAAAUUUAUCGUUUUCCGAGUGUUUUGGCGAAUUCAAAAGUUUAGAUA
Messenger RNA from Thlaspi arvense, 1794 nucleotides. Lineage: Eukaryota; Viridiplantae; Streptophyta; Magnoliopsida; Brassicales; Brassicaceae. The record is from the annotation of a GenBank genome assembly.